AUGGUGCAGAAGCUCUACGAAACCGAUUACUGUUGCGGUAUUUGCCCCAGCCGCUUGUCUAAACAUGUCAACGUCGAUGAGGGACGGUCCUCUCUCGAAGCGGAAGUCUGCGACAUCCCCAUCAUCCAGCGCCAUCCCGAUUCUGAUCAGCACGUCACCAGCAGCAUCACCGUCAACUGCCCCAGCAUGCGUGACGUACUCACAAAAGCACUCGAGAACUAUUAUCAAGACCCAGACACACUCACCGCCGAGAACUGGACUUUUAAUGCCUCCUUCCAGCCGCUGGUUCACUGCUGGAAGAUUCUCAUUGAAAUUCACGAGUCCAUCCAGGCACUCCUGAGCGACGGCGAUGAUGCGGAUGAGGUCACCGCGAGGAAGAAAGCCUCCAACAACCUCAUCGACUUUCUAAACCCACUAUUGGAGUCCUCCAUUAUCACUCUUGACGAGACGCUCGGGACUGGGCGUGUCAGACAUGAGAACCUGUGGCAAAUCUUCCCACCCGGUGAGCUGGUCGUCACCAAAUUCUUCGGCGUCGAGACGCUGUGCCGUGUUUCCCGGAAGCACAGCUUGAGCUCCGACAGCAGCAACAUGUGGGUCAUGUGCGAGUACGUUGAUUGGAAUGGCCAGAUGACCGGGAUGAAGGAGACGUGGGUCACCAUCAAGCACUUCAAGGGAAGACACAAGGUCAGGAACUUAAGCGUGUACCCACUCUCGAUGGCGGCCGAUCGAGAGGGGAUCAAGGCCAGAAUGCUGGCCAGAGGAAAGAGAUGGGAGGGGCUGAGAGGUUACCGAUAUCAGCAGUACAAGGGGCACAAGAUCGCCUUCAAGGUUGGGGAGGAGGAUGUUCAGCUUAGUAUGUCUGGGAGAGUUGUCAUUGACCCUUAUGCCUACUACCAUAGCGAGAACAAACCUGUCCCUGAGGUCGCUUCGUUGGAGAAUGAAGAGGAAGUAGCGAAAGAAUCACCUGUAGAGGAGGAAUCAUCAGGAUCCAAGGACGAGAUGGCCGCUACCAUCGUCAACCUUCAGACUUCGGACCGGGUCGACGACUCCAUCCUUCCGGAGUUGUCCGACGAGCAUCUUCUACUGACUACCCCCUGGCUUAUCGGAUUCGACAUCAAAGCAAAGGACUGA
This is a messenger RNA of Podospora bellae-mahoneyi, 1131 nucleotides long. RefSeq lists its product as uncharacterized. Lineage: Eukaryota; Fungi; Ascomycota; Sordariomycetes; Sordariales; Podosporaceae. Bases 1 to 1131 code for a protein of 376 amino acids. The transcript has 2 exons. The record is from RefSeq and is a predicted model, not a curated record.